Plasmodium yoelii is the source of this 681-nucleotide messenger RNA. Its product is annotated as DNA-directed RNA polymerase II 15.1 kDa polypeptide. Lineage: Eukaryota; Apicomplexa; Aconoidasida; Haemosporida; Plasmodiidae. Gene Ontology annotation, biological process: maintenance of transcriptional fidelity during transcription elongation by RNA polymerase II; transcription-coupled nucleotide-excision repair; transcription initiation at RNA polymerase II promoter. Gene Ontology annotation, cellular component: RNA polymerase II, core complex. The transcript has 2 exons. Bases 1 to 681 code for a protein of 226 amino acids. The record is from RefSeq and is a predicted model, not a curated record. Gene Ontology annotation, molecular function: zinc ion binding; nucleic acid binding; DNA-directed RNA polymerase activity.
AUGGCUGAAGUUAAUUUUUGUGAAGAAUGUAAUAAUAUUUUGUAUGCCAGAAGUGACAAAAAAAAUAAAAAACUAAUUUAUGUUUGUCGAAGUUGUGAUUAUAUUUCAAAUAAGCAAAAUGAAAAUCACAACAUCGUAGCUAGAAUUAAUUACAACUAUAACAGAAAAGAAGAUAUUUAUAUUCAUCCAGAAACUAAAAAUGAUUCUGCACUCGGACGGGUUCGAGAUUGGGUAUGUAAACAAUGCAAUAAUUCAGAAGCAGUGUUUUUACAACUUCCUGAAAAAAUAAGUUAUAAUCCAAUGGCACUAAUUUAUGUAUGUACAAAUAAAGAUUGCCAAUAUUGGGAAAAAGAAAUACAACAUUCUAAUUAUGAUACUUCAAGUUAUAAUAAAAAAAAUGAAGAUCUUUCAAAUAAAAUAGAUGAAAUAGAUCAAAAAUUAUAUAUUAAACAAGAAAAUGAUCGAUCUAUAGAUGAUAUUAAUAAUAAUAAAAGAUGGCCAACCAAAACAGGAAAUAUCUAUCAUCCUAUAAAAACAGAAAUAUUAGACCAAAAUGAAGAACAUGAACAAGUUCAGUUAAAACAUGAAUUAUUUAAAAUUAUAGAGAGUAAUAAAAAUACAGAAGAAGAAAACCCAGAACUUGAUAACCCUAGCGAUAGUAGCGUAGACGAAUAUUUCUAA